AUGGAGAUGCCACAAUGUCCAAAAAUUUACAGAAAUUUAUUGGCAAUUUUCUUCAUUUUUUUGUUUUCCUACAAUCCAGUGGAGAGUAAAGGGAAAACACCACAUGUGGUAUCAAGACAUACGUUUCCCCAAGAUUUUUUGUUCGGUGUUGGAACAUCUGCUUUACAGGUGGAAGGGUCGGCUCGUGAAGGAGGGAGAGGACUAAGUGUUUGGGAUGACAUAUUUAUGCAUGAUACAGAUAUUGAGAAGUGUGAUAAAAUGAUCGACCAUUAUAACCGUUACUCUGAGGACGUGAAAUUGUUAAAGAAACUUGGUAUAGACUCUUAUAGGUUUUCUAUUGCAUGGAGUAGAAUAUUGCCUGAUGGAACCUUGGAAGGAGGUGUAAAUCAGCAAGGUGUAGACUUCUACAACAAUUUAAUCAAUGAAUUAAUUUCUAAUGAUAUCACACCUUUCGUGACAAUUUUGCAUUUUGACUAUCCACUAAACCUUUUUAGAAAUGGAGGCUUCUUGAAUCCUGAUAUUGUGAAACAUUUUAAGGAUUAUAGUGAUGUUUUAUUCCAAAACUUUGGAGAUCGAGUUAAGUAUUGGACUACAUUCAACGAGCCAGAAAUUACCGCGAUAUUUAAUUAUAUGCACGGAUUUGAUAAUCCUAUGGCUGAAAAAUGUGAAAUUACAAAAGAGUGCAGAGAAGUAUAUAAUUUGAUGCAUAACUUCAUCCUUUCCCACGCUGCAUCAGUGCAAAUAUAUAGAGAGAAAUAUCAGGCAAUACAAAAAGGAGAAAUUGGAAUUGUUAUGUCAAUUGAGGAUUAUAUUCCCUUCAGUAGAAAACCAGAGGAUGUAGCUGCUACUGUAAGGCUUAGGGAUUUCUAUACAGGAUGGGUAUUGGAGCCAGUGAUGAAGGGUGAUUAUCCUCAAAGCAUGAAAAGUCUAGUUGGAGAUAGGCUUCCCAAAUUCACUGAAGAGGAAAAAAAAUUACUAAAAGGAAGCAUUGAUUUUUAUGGAAUAAAUUAUUAUAGAUCUUUUUAUGGUAAAGAUCAACCAAACAAAUUGCUUAUUAGUAAUUUGGACAAUUAUGAUUCGUUAGCAGUAAAAGACAUAUUCAACGAUGAGGGAAUGAUACUAGGUGUCACGGAUAAUGCUACUAUGAGCUUUGUAAAUCCACAAGGAUUGUAUAACGUGUUAGUAUACUUGAAGGAAACUUACAAUAAUCUUAAGAUCUACAUUACUGAAAAUGGUAUAGGUUCAGGAACCAUUUCCAAGCCAUUGAAAGACAACCACCGGGUUGAUUAUAUUGCCUCACAUAUAAAUUAUGUAAAACAAGCAAUUGAUGUGGGAGUGAAUGUUAAAGGAUUCUUUGUGUGGUCUGCAUUUGAUACCUUUGAAUUUCACCAAGGCUUUUCUGACAAAUGGGGACUCAUAUAUGUUGAUUUUAAUAAUAAUCUCAAACGUGUGCCAAAGCAAUCAGCUAGAUGGUACAGAUGGUUUCUCACAGGCGAUAAGAAUUUUGUAUAG
Messenger RNA from Cicer arietinum (chickpea), 1512 nucleotides. NCBI's taxonomy places the organism in Eukaryota, Viridiplantae, Streptophyta, Magnoliopsida, Fabales, Fabaceae. The record is from RefSeq and is a predicted model, not a curated record.